AUGUCGAGUGUUACAAGCAGUGAUAUUACUUCAAGUAAUCAAGUUCGAGAUAAAGAUAAGAAUUGCGAUUUAAAUGAAUCAGAAGUUUCGGUGAUCUCAAGUAAAAAUCGAGUUCCAAGGCCGGCAGUCGAGAACAAGCUACGAACAAUGGCGGAAUCGCUGAGAAAAAACGGAGUUGAAUUACUUCUCAAAAGUAGUUGUUUAGAAGGAGGAUUACUUAAAUAUGCCGCCCGAUUUGGAAAUAUUAAACUGGUCAAGCUGCGGAUUCAACAUGGUGCAGAUGUUAAUGGUUCAGGACGAAAAGGCAGUUCUCCACUUCACUUGGCAGCCCAGUAUGGACAUCACGAGAUUGUUAAACUUCUAAUCCAAAAUGGUGCGCGAGUCGAUUCUGUUUUAACUGGACCAAUAAAAAAUGGAUAUACGCCGCUACAUCUUGCUUGUUUAAACAAUAAAAUUAAGUGUGUAAAAGUUCUAUUGAGGUAUGGAGCAAGUGUUACCCCAAAAUGCGCCGAUGUUUACCAUCCAAUCCACUUCGCGGUAUUUAAGAACUAUGUUGAAGUAGCGGCGUUGCUUUUGAACAAUGGCGCGGACGUGAAUCUACGAUUCAACAAUAAAUUUUUUCGUAACAAAUGGGACGAAAAGAUUUUGUGGAAGGACAUGGAUUUAACGCUGUUACACUACUCGAUUGCUCGAAAAGACAAAGAAAUGACAGCAUUAUUGUUGGAGUAUGGAGCUGAUAUUCAUUUAAAUACGAGGUCAAAUAAAACAUCAUUGAUGCACGCUGUUGAAGCAAAUGAUCCCGAGCUGGUUAAAUCAUUUUUGGCGAAAGGUGCAAACCCCAACGAUCAAGAUAUUUAUGGUAAACCAGUAGUGUUUUUCGCGGUCUUAAAUGCCAAUAAUCAAUUUAUUUAUUACAAUAGACAAGAAUUUUUAUCCUGUAAUGAGAAAUCGGAAGUCAUACAAAUUUUAUACGCUGCCGGAGCUGACGUCAAUGCGAAAUUUCGAUCGAAUGGAUCUUCUAAUUCACUUGUUUACUACACGUGUAUGUAUGGACAGUUCAACAUCACUCUAUUUAUACUUCAUCAUACCAAUUUCGAUUGGCGGAACAUUGAUGUUCCAACAAUUAUGGUAACAAAAUUUAUAGCGGAAGCUAUUUCCCCAAAUGAUCGACAUGAUUUUAAAUACAUUUCAUCUCUUAAGAAAAAUUUAGAUCUUUCGAGAACAGUAUUAUUGUACUACACUUUUAGUAGACACAUGAUUGGUUUACCAGUAAAAGAAGAAGUAUUAUCAGCAAUAUACUCUUCAGAGCAAAACAUGAGCCAAUUGAUUUGUUAA
This is a messenger RNA of Microplitis mediator, 1335 nucleotides long. Its product is annotated as putative ankyrin repeat protein RF_0381. Gene Ontology annotation, biological process: positive regulation of transcription by RNA polymerase II. The record is from RefSeq and is a predicted model, not a curated record. The coding region runs from base 1 to 1335 and encodes 444 amino acids. NCBI's taxonomy places the organism in Eukaryota, Metazoa, Arthropoda, Insecta, Hymenoptera, Braconidae. Gene Ontology annotation, cellular component: nucleus. Gene Ontology annotation, molecular function: protein binding; transcription cis-regulatory region binding. The transcript has 2 exons.